Messenger RNA from Siniperca chuatsi (mandarin fish), 1937 nucleotides. RefSeq names its product Fc receptor-like protein 3. Gene Ontology annotation, molecular function: cell adhesion molecule binding. Gene Ontology annotation, biological process: cell-cell adhesion. The coding region runs from base 502 to 1836 and encodes 444 amino acids. The transcript is spliced from 13 exons. Gene Ontology annotation, cellular component: cell-cell junction. NCBI's taxonomy places the organism in Eukaryota, Metazoa, Chordata, Actinopteri, Centrarchiformes, Sinipercidae. The record is from RefSeq and is a predicted model, not a curated record.
AAUGCAUCUGACUUAUGUUGUUUUGAUAUUCACAUUUUUCAAAAUAUAACAUAACACCAUUGAGUGAAUGACUUCAUCUUGUGAUGUUACAGAGAGGGAGGGUAUGGUGGGGAGGCGUAGUGUAACACUAUCAGCUAUUUGCACAUGUUGUAUUUUUUCACCCAAGGUGCUUCAACCCUCCAUUCUAAACUGUCAAAACUCCUUCAUCACACAGCGUAGCGUAAUCAUAUUAUACAGUAUAUAGUUUUCUUCAAGAAUGUUUGCUUCCCUCUUUGUGGUCAUUCUGGGGUUGUGCUACUGUAGCAAGGAGAGCAUUUUGUUUUAUUUUUGAUAGGUCAGUUAAUUCUGGGGCGUCCACGACUGUUUGGCCCUUCGGAGGCUUUGCUGAAAACGGCCGUAGAUCUUCAUUGUGAACUGGGGACCUACCCAAAGAAUGAGUCUAUCCUGCUGCAGUUAUUCAAGGAGGGUAACCGUAAAAAGUUGUUGGGCGAAUACACCUACAUGGACGGAGUGCUUGCAUCCUUCCCCUUGGCAAUCAAACAUUCCCAUGAAGGAAACCUGGAGUGUGUGGCCAAAGGGCAGAACAACUCUAACAUAGAGCCCACUGUCAGCAACACACACUAUCUGAGGGUUGUUGAACCAGUGGAAGGUGCACACGUUGACGUCUAUUCAGGACCAGUGAAGUUCUUUGAGGGGAAGACACUGGAGCUGCGCUGUCAACUUGCCGCUGGAAAUCAUGUCUCCUACAAGUGGCUGCUGAAUGGUCGGCUUGUCUCUCAGUCUCCUCUCCACUAUGUUGCAGAUAACCGUCUCUUGAUCAACAGAACUACUUCUAAAGACAGCGGCUCCUACAUGUGUAUCGCCACCAACCACUUCAACAAAACAGUCUUCACCGCCAACAGCUCUGAAGUUGUAAUCACAGUCAAAGGCGUGGUGUCAAACCCUGACAUCUCCUUCACCGUGUUAAAAAAGGAUUCCCACAGCUAUUCUGCCGUGGUCACCUGUCACUCAAUGAGAGGGACUCCGCCUGUCACCUUUGCACUAUACAGGAACAGAACAGAAUUGCUUGCCAAUACGACGGUUGAAGAGAGAAACGCCACAUUUAAGGUUCCAUUGGUCUUGGGCCAGCACUUGGGAUGGCUCCAGUGCCAGGCAAACAAUGGAGACCGGAUCGCAUACAGUAAAAGGAUUCCCCUAGAAGUUGUCCCGGUUGGUGGGCCUGUGAUGAUGCAUUACGAAUAUGACAUUGGCGAAAACUAUGCUGUGAUCAGCCUGAGGUUCUACUGCAAGGUGGUGAAGGGAUCUCUUCCACGGUACCAGUGGUUCCUCAACAACACCCUUCUACAUGGCAGAGGAAGCUUCUACAAUGUGGUCAACCAGCCUCCAGAACAGUCUAAACUCCUGCUGUCUGUAGGGAGGAGCAGCGCUGGGACGUACCACUGUGAAGUAUCAGACAGCUAUGACAGCACCACCGCCAUAAGCAGCAAGAGGCAGUAUUUGGAUAAAGAAGUGCUGAAUCGUCUCCCCGUCUUGGUGGUGGCAGUUGUGUUUGGAUGUUUCACAGUCGUGCUUCUCCUGGUCUUCGUUUGUUGUUGGAUCGGAGUGGUGUUCAGGCGAAAGCAGUACGGACAGAAGUCUCUGUGGAGCUUGGAGAUGGAGCGAAUGGCAGCUGCAUAUGAGGGCGAGCUGGAUUUGUCAGAGUACGAUGAGGAUGCAGAUGUGGUGAAGACAGCCAGAAGUGGUGAAUUUGAUCAGGCAUCUAACGCCUCUGUAGAUGAAUGGUCCCAAAUUAAGGGACCAGUUGAUCAACAAGAUGAACCAGUUGAGGAGUCCUGAAGGUUCAAACUGUUUGCUCUGUAAACAGAAAUCAGAAGUACCUUAUUGAUCCCCGAGGGGAAACUCUUUGUUGUGGCUAAAUAAACAGCUCCUCAUAAUGA